GGCUGGUAUUGCCGCAUGUUGGCGGACGGCCUGCCGUUGUUGAUCCGGGCGGCUGCUGAGACCCGCUGUGCCCUCUCUGCCUCACAGAAAGCUUACUGCGGCCACUGCAGUGAGAGGAUAUGGGGACUCGGAAGGCAGGGCUACAAGUGUAUCAACUGCAAGCUACUGGUCCAUAAGCGCUGCCACAAGCUCGUCCCUCCCACCUGCCAAAGGCCUAUGGAUCCAACCAUGCCAUCCCAGGAGCCCCCAGCAGACGACAGGAACGAUGAGGUGGACAUCCCACCUGAAGACACGGAUGAAAUUCCCUUCCCAGCACACAAUCGCACAGUGGAGAAAUCUGAGGAUGAAUCAGAGGACAUGAAGACGCUGGUGGACGGCUUGGACAGCAUAAAGAUCUCCCAGGGCCUGGGACUGGGUGAUUUCGACCUGAUCCGGGUCAUUGGGCGGGGCAGCUAUGCCAAGGUGCUCCUAGUUCGGCUCAAGAAGAAUGACCAGAUUUAUGCCAUGAAAGUGGUGAAGAAGGAACUGGUGCAUGAUGAUGAGGACAUUGACUGGGUGCAGACAGAGAAGCACGUGUUCGAACAGGCGUCCAGCAACCCCUUUCUGGUUGGCCUUCACUCCUGUUUCCAGACCGACAGUCGGUUGUUCCUGGUGAUCGAAUACGUCAACGGUGGCGACCUGAUGUUCCACAUGCAACGGCAGCGGAAGCUUCCGGAAGAACAUGCCCGAUUUUAUGCAGCUGAGAUAUGUAUUGCUCUGAACUUUCUCCACGAGAGAGGUAUAAUCUACAGAGACCUUAAGCUGGACAACGUUCUCUUGGACCAUGAGGGGCAUAUCAAACUGACAGACUACGGCAUGUGCAAGGAAGGAAUCAGACCCGGAGACACCACCAGUACUUUCUGUGGAACACCUAACUACAUUGCCCCGGAGAUCCUGCGUGGGGAAGACUAUGGGUUCAGCGUGGACUGGUGGGCACUGGGUGUCCUCAUGUUUGAGAUGAUGGCUGGGCGGUCCCCGUUUGACAUCAUCACAGACAAUCCAGACAUGAACACAGAGGAGUACCUUUUCCAAGUUAUUCUUGAAAAGCCCAUUCGCAUUCCAAGGUCUCUGUCGGUGAAGGCAGCUAGUGUUCUGAAGGGCUUCUUGAACAAGGACCCCAAGGAGCGGCUGGGCUGCCAGGUCCAGACGGGCUUCAUGGACAUCAAGUCGCACACGUUUUUCCGCAGCAUAGACUGGGACCAGCUGGAGAAGAAACAGGUGACCCCUCCCUUCAAGCCGCAGAUCACGGACGACUACGGCCUAGAUAACUUCGACACUCAGUUUACCAACGAGCCUGUGCAGCUAACUCCUGACGAUGAGGACGUCAUUAAGAGAAUAGACCAGUCCGAAUUCGAAGGAUUCGAAUACAUUAAUCCCAUGUUGCUGACGACGGAGGAGUCGGUAUGAAGGAAAAACAGACAGUCUGCACACCUGUGAUCGUCCUGGAAGGGAAGGAAACAAAAACAUCACACUGACUUCUGGAAGUGGGGUGGGGGUGGGGGGGGGGCAGCAGUGUACGCAGCUUCUCUCUUGCAUGCCAGGUCAAGGAACCCUGUGCAAGACUCUUUUUUUGCGAUGGAAACAAACAUUAUCUUGGGGGAACUGGGUGAACUGCAAAGCAGACAAGAACAGAAAGAAAAUGUACAAAAUUAUAUGAAAAAAAAUCCCCCCAAGGUCAGUCAGUGGUAGUCUUCCUCAAACCACUCUCCAUUUUUAUUUUUAAUCCUUGUGUUGGGGGGGGGGGCAGCGCUACUGGCUUUAUACCUGAGGAAAAAAAGCUUGCUUAUCCUGUGCCUGCAUCCACAAAGAAUUUUCUAGUACACCUGUCAUCCCUGGGUAAAUAUGACAGUCCUGAUCCAGAACUUGAAUUAUUGUGCACUUUUUUCCCCUGUCGAUUUCAUUUCUCAAAGACACUGGUUAUCUUGAAGGAGGUCAGGCCUCUGAAACAAGAAUGUACAACGAUGAAGGAAAAAUAUAAUAAACUUGUAUUAUUCUGUAGGUA
Messenger RNA from Paramormyrops kingsleyae, 2041 nucleotides. NCBI's taxonomy places the organism in Eukaryota, Metazoa, Chordata, Actinopteri, Osteoglossiformes, Mormyridae. The record is from RefSeq and is a predicted model, not a curated record.